AUGGAAGUUUCAGAGAGGAACAAACACCAUUACAUUCUCUCAGUAUUCAUCAUCCUCGUUACUUUCAUCUUCGACAAUGCACACUGUAUCAGGUUCCCGGAUCGGGUCGCCCAACCCGCCCGAGACCAAACCGAUCAACAGCACUUGCAGACGGCCGUAUUCGCUCUCGGAAGUUUCUGGAGAUCCGAAGCUGUGUUCGGUUGCUUACCCGGCGUUGUUAGGACCACUGCCGGGUAUGCUGGCGGAUCUAAACCUAAUCCUGAAUAUCGAAGCUUCGGUGAUCACGCUGAAUCCGUUCAGGUUGAGUAUGAUCCACGGCUAAUUAGUUUUAGGGAACUACUUGAUAUUUUUUGGUCGAGCCAUGAUCCCAGGCAGGUGUAUGGCCAAGGUCCUGAUGUGGGUAAUCAGUACAGAUCUAUUAUUUUUGUUAAUGGAACUGAAGAAUCAAGAAUGGCUUCGGUCAGCAAAGAACAGGAGCAAACCAGGUCAAGAAGCAGCAUUGUAACUACUUUAAUUAUGCAACUUGGAACAUUUCAUCCUGCAGAGCCAGAGCACCAGAAAUUUGAACUGAAGCAAAAUACCUUCCUUCUUCAGUUAAUUGGGAACCUGCCUGAAGAGGAGCUCGAGAGCUCAAGCCUUGCAACGAAGUUGAAUGGAUAUGUAGCUGAGCUUUGCCCUCCAAAUAUCCAAAAGCAUAUUGAUGCAAAGAUCAACGAGAUUAUAAAAAAGGGUUGGCCCAUUUUAAGGGAAUUGUAA
Messenger RNA from Lathyrus sativus (Indian pea), 756 nucleotides. NCBI's taxonomy places the organism in Eukaryota, Viridiplantae, Streptophyta, Magnoliopsida, Fabales, Fabaceae. The record is from the annotation of a GenBank genome assembly.